CACGAAAUCGAGUUAAAAGGAAGGAGCUAAGACUGAGAGGGAGGGUUUGCUAUUUGCGCUAAACUGUAUUCAUCGCCAUUCGCAGACUGCCUUUCUGAAAGCAUUUCAAAUGGUUGAUAGCAAUACUUCCUCUGGAUCACCUGAAGAAACUCAAAAUCCCAACCCAGAUGGGAAUGCACCUUCUGAUAGUGAUCUUGCAUUGGAUAAUCUAGCGCAAAAAGUUCAAGAAUCUCUUUCUCUGGAAAAAAAACAUAAGUUUUGGGAAACCCAACCUGUUGGGCAAUUCAAGGAUAUAGGGGAUACCAGUUUGCCAGAAGGCCCUAUUGAACCUCCGACCCCCUUAUCUGAGGUCAAACAAGAACCAUACAACCUUCCUAACCUCUAUGAAUGGGUUACAUGUGACAUCAACUCCGAGAGUAUGUGCGAUGAGAUAUACAACCUUCUUGCUCAUAAUUAUGUUGAGGAUGAUGAGAACAUGUUUAGAUUUAACUACUCAAAGGAAUUUCUGCGCUGGGCUCUACAACCCCCUGGUUAUUUCAGGAGUUGGCAUAUUGGUGUCCGUGUUAAAAGUUCCAAGAAGAUGGUUGCCUUUAUAUCAGGUGUUCCUGCUAGAAUCCGAGUUCGUGAUGAGGUAGUGAAUAUGUCAGAGAUAAAUUUUCUUUGUGUUCAUAAGAAGCUUCGAACAAAGAGGCUUGCUCCGGUCAUGAUCAAAGAGGUGACCAGGAGGGUACACUUGGAGAAUAUGUGGCAGGCAGCCUACACUGCGGGAGUGAUUCUUCCUACACCAAUAGCAACUUGCCAAUACUGGCACAGAUCGUUGAAUCCCAAGAAGCUAAUUGAUGUUGGUUUCUCCCGGCUUGGUGCACGGAUGACAAUGAGUCGAACCAUCAAGCUUUACAAGCUACCGGAAUCAACAGUCACCCCAGGGUUCAGAAAGAUGGAAAUACAUGAUGUUCCUGCGGUUACAAGGCUAAUUAGGAAUUAUUUGAGCAAUUUUGUUGUUGCACCUGAUUUUGAUGAAAAUGAUGUGGAGCAUUGGCUUCUUCCAAGGGAGAAUGUUGUUGAUAGUUACCUGGUUGAAAGUCCUGAAACUAAUGAGGUCACUGACUUUUGUAGUUUUUACACACUUCCUUCCACUAUCCUUGGCAACCAAAAUUAUUCAAUUUUGAAAGCAGCAUAUUCAUUUUAUAACGUUUCGAUAGUGACGCCGUUGCUUCAGCUAAUGAAUGAUGCUCUCAUUGUGGCAAAGCAGAAGGAUUAUGAUGUUUUCAAUGCAUUGGAUGUCAUGCAGAAUGAAACCUUCUUGAAGGAACUGAAGUUUGGACCAGGUGACGGGAAACUUCAUUAUUAUCUUUACAACUACAGAAUAAAGCAUGCAUUGAAGCCAUCAGAACUUGGUCUUGUGCUUCUGUAGUUUAAAUUUUGGAAAUUUAUCUAUGGAUGAAUUCGGAAUCAUAAUGAUUUUCCUAGCAGAUGGUUGCAUGUUCUGUGGUGAUCCACAUGGUUAGACCUUAAAUUUUGCUUUACUUUUUAAACAAACAAAAUUUUUAAAGCCUUUGGAGGCAGUUAUGGUGUGUCAGUAACGCACUGGUAUAACUUAAGAAUAGCCAAAUUCCUGUUUGCAAUCUUUUUAUGCUGCUGCUGAUGAUGUCUUUUCUUAAAUUUAAAUGCACUGGUUUAACAUUCCUUUUAGCAAAGCAUGUGAUUAUGUGCUCCUGGACUUUUAUAUCAGUGGUUAUUACUGCAUGUUUCAGCCAUAUGGCUGAAACUACGGGUGCUAAACGAGCCAGGGCCUUUGGCUCGGC
This is a messenger RNA of Gastrolobium bilobum, 1805 nucleotides long. RefSeq names its product glycylpeptide N-tetradecanoyltransferase 1-like. Bases 110 to 1414 code for a protein of 434 amino acids. Gene Ontology annotation, molecular function: glycylpeptide N-tetradecanoyltransferase activity. NCBI's taxonomy places the organism in Eukaryota, Viridiplantae, Streptophyta, Magnoliopsida, Fabales, Fabaceae. Gene Ontology annotation, biological process: N-terminal peptidyl-glycine N-myristoylation. The record is from RefSeq and is a predicted model, not a curated record. Gene Ontology annotation, cellular component: cytoplasm. The transcript is spliced from 2 exons.